Messenger RNA from Closterium sp. Naga37s-1, 378 nucleotides. Lineage: Eukaryota; Viridiplantae; Streptophyta; Zygnematophyceae; Desmidiales; Closteriaceae. The record is from the annotation of a GenBank genome assembly.
AUGUUCUUAUAUCUUCCAUGGCCGGGAGGGCAGGUGAUUAUAGAGGGGGACGAGGAGGCAGAAGCGGCAGCAGACGCUGCAGUAGAGGCUGAGUUGCUGGAGAGGAGGCGGAGGAGGCAGCAGACGAAGCGAGUGUAUGGGCCGAGGUCAGAGGAGGAGAGGAGGAGGAUUAGUGAGGGGUUGAGAGCGUUGGAGAGGAGGACUGGGCGGUUGUCAAGAACUGCUAGAGAGAGGUUUGCGGAUCCGGAGAGAAAGGAAAGGUUGCGGGCAGCAAUGAUGAAGGGAUACUACGAGAAGAAUGCUCCAUCCAAGAUAUCGGCACGGGCCAAGCAGCGCGGUGCUGACCCUGCAUUCAGGCAGCUUAUCAGCCAAGUGUAG